Molecule: messenger RNA, 9360 nt
Organism: Dunckerocampus dactyliophorus (ringed pipefish)
Lineage: Eukaryota; Metazoa; Chordata; Actinopteri; Syngnathiformes; Syngnathidae
Gene: rgs17
Product: regulator of G protein signaling 17
Exons: 6
Coding region: 526-1155 (209 amino acids)
Source: RefSeq, a predicted model, not a curated record
GCUCGGCGGCGUUCGGUAGUGAAGUGGGGCGGAUGGACGGAAAAAAGGCGGCGAUGGACGUUCCGCGCCGAAAUCGUCGUUAACGAUGCCCUCCGACGAGCACCGGGACAUCGUCGCUUGCGCAACCGUCACUUUUGGACACUGACAGCCCGUUGCACAGGGAUGCUGUACUUUCAAGUCCACAAACGACCCAUUCUCUGAGAGCCGAGGAAACCUGGGGGGAGGGCGGGGCGCCAGCGAGCGCAGCAAAAGGAUCAGGUGUAACGAGGGGAGAAGAAGUGAAGUGUUUGUUACGUUUGGCCUCAUCUCUGCGGUGUCCGUGUCUCUGCACCAGUCGGUCAGGGAUGGUAAGACAGGUAACCUCACUUCCUGACCUCCUCGCCUUUCCCCAAGUCUCCCGCCAGCCCAACAGCCAGUCCGUUAGCAAAUCUGACGCAUCGCUGAGCGGCCUGCGAUCAUCCAGCAAGCCGAUUACCUCAUGCCAUGACCGGUCUGUCUGACCUGCUUUCAGGAACUCUCUAAUUCAUGCCCAGGAGUGUGAGUGGAGUGGAGAUGAGAAAAAGGCAGGCGGCGCACAUCGAGGCCCCACCCGAGGUCCCCGGACACCCCCGACCCAACACCUGCUGCCUCUGCUGGUGCGGCUGCUGCAAGUGUCUCUGGAAUGAAGACAGGAUGGAGAGAAGUGAACGGCAGACCUGCACCAAGUUGGACAGUAUUGAAGCCGCAGAUGAACAACACCCCAACCUGGAUGACGUGCUGUCGUGGGCACGGAGCUUUGAGAUGAUGCUGCGCUCGCUUGAAGGCCGGGAGAUCUUCCGGGAGUUCCUGAGGUCGGAAUACAGCGAGGACAACCUCCUCUUCUGGUUGGCCUGCGAAGAGCUGAAGAAGGAGACCGACCCCUCAGCGGUGGAUGAAAAGGCCAGGAUCAUAUACGAAGAUUACGUAUCCAUACUGUCGCCUAAAGAGGUGAGUCUGGACUCGCGGGUGCGAGAAGGCAUCAACCAGAGCCUGGCCGAGCCCAGCAGCCUGAUGUACGAGGAGGCGCAGCUCCAAAUCUACACACUGAUGCACCGAGACUCCUUCCCUCGUUUCCUCAACUCCUCCGUUUACAGAGACCUCCUCGCCAGCAGGAGGCGCGCCUGCCUCGACACCUAAAGACCCUACAACCAUCCACAUUGGCCCUCCCACGUCGCCGCCCGAGGCAACAAGACUACUACGUUAAAUACUACUAUGGUGCCAGAAAGUCCGGUUUUGGGGAAAACAAAACACAUCUCUCCCUCUUUCUUGAUUGAAAAGAUCCAAGAUAGCUGGUUUGUUUUUACUUAUAUUUUUUAAAGCAGUUUCUAUCUGACGGUCCACUUUGGCUGGUUGGUCCGUAUGUAACCAGGCCACAACUGCUGGCUUGUGAGUGUUUUCGCCAGCAAUUUUGUGCCAGAGGGAGGAGUCGAGAUGGUCACUGUGGACUCCUCAGGACCAGGACAGACAGAAUGGACAUGCCAACGAUUCCUGUACUGUAAUAAUUAGACCUCACUUUAAUUCAUCUUUUAUUUUCAUAUCAUUCUAGUCCACACUCGAGCAGCACCUCUGCAUGGAACUCUCACUCUCCCUGGAGUAGCCUGACAAAGUAAGCCCACGACUGCAAGUGUUUUUGGGGAAAUAAGGCUUUUCAUCUGACUGUCCUCUAGUGAAGGGAAAACUAUUUGAAGCUGAGUUGUUUGAAGACAGGGGAAGCAGCAGAUGCAACCAUCCAUCUUGCCAUUCAUCCAUCCAUCCAUCCAUCCAUUCAUCCGUCCAGCCAAGCACUUUCCUUCUUUUAGUGGGAGAAGUAAGGGCUAGAAUUGUGGUUGGGCAGCUACGUGUACUAUUGUUAACUCAUGAACUUUACCCCAAGAAGAAACACAAUGCCUUCACCUGUUUUGCGGGGAAAAAAGGCAGCACAAGCGGCGUUGCUGGAUUUUUAAUUAUUCCAGGAAAAGCAACCACAGAUAGUCCCAACAACCCCCUCCUUCUUCUCCCCACUCCUGACAGGCGAGCCUAAUAAGCACAGGUGAGGGGAAACACUUUUUUAAGUUGGUACAAGGUGCCCUGGCCUUUGUCUUUAAGGCUUUAUUAUUGUAUGAUUAUUGCUAUGAAUCUAUGAUUAGCUGCUCUAUGGCGAUAGCCGAAGCGGGUGCCAAACACGAUGUCAACGACGCUUAGAGGAGGCGUCUCGGGUCGUUUAGCCAGCACAUUUUAGUUAGCGACUUUUUCUUUGAACGACAGUGCUAACAAAGACAUCUUUGAUUCAGUCGUGCGACAUGCUCGCCCCCCCUUUUUUUGGGUGGAAGUUUCAGUAUGUGGCUAGCAUCUGUGCUAACCCUGCGUCGCACUGCCAGCCCCCUCUCUGUCUGUCUCUCUCACAUGCGCAUGCACACACACACACACACACACACAAACACUCUUGGUUUACUUUUCUAAACCUGACUUUGACCGCAUGCGACAAUAAUGUGUCUGUAGACGCUUUAAAGAAACAUUUUUUAAUGGAGGGGCGGGGUGUUGCCAGAUGUCCCGCUAAGAUGUUUUGUUUUGAUGAUGUGAACAUUUAGACCUGUGGAUACGCAGUAGAAACGUGCAUGACUGAAGUAUUAACAAUAUUUUUGAUAAAUUACCUUGACUGAUCUUGAGUUUGGAGGCCCCCUUUUCACAAUUUUAUUACCUUUUGGAGGUAGUGUAAGAGCUGCAACAGAGGCGGAAGUGCGCCUGUGGUAAGAUGCGGGUGUGACUUUUAACACCCUGACGCUCAUUUUCACCUGCCCUGUGUUGAAAGCGAUUGUCACAUUUUAUACAUUGCAGGCGCAUCUAAUUAUUCGACUGCAUGGUGUCGCUGUACGAAAGCGCAACAUUUGCGAAUAAACGCCUGAAUCUAUUUUUCUUCUCGCUCUGCUGCAGCAAUUUUGUGGACCUACAUUGUUAAUGGAAACGAACGACAGGAUGCCAUCUCUUAUCCUAACUACCUGAUGUUGACGUGAAAACUUCGGUAGUUUUUUUAAUUUUAUUUUUUUAAAGAGCAGGCUAGCAAACGUGCCAUUGGAUGUGCUAUUGUUGUAAAAUUAGGGAUGGGCGCUAAAUUUCUGAUUUUAAUCGGAUUGCAGAAUCUUGUUCUUGAAUGUUGUGAACUGCUGUGGAGCUAGCUUAACUUUCCAUAGCUGCCGUCUUGCUGUGCUUCUUCUAGACAGCAAACUACUGUGGACUGAAUCAGCAGCGCCUGUGCUGUUGGCCACAGGCAGUGCACUCCAAAAACGCCACCUAACAGGCGAUGAAUUUGUAUUUUUUUAUGCCCAUCCCUACUCAAAGUACGUGACUGUAUGAACUCCAUUCACAUGUUAAAAGCAGUGCACACGCUUGAGGUUAAUGUUAUCCGCCAGUGGGGUCAAUAGAAGCAUUGUUUUCCAAGAAAAGCUUUUUAUUCCGAGUUUUAAAAAAAAUUAAAAAAAGAAAGGAAGAAAAGAAAAGAAAGACCUCCUCAUGGCUAACUAGAACAUACGUACAGUAACAAACAUGCAGGCGACCCACAUUCACCACAGAUACCGCUUAGCAGUGCAUGCAUGCACCCACUUGAUGAUGAUGAUGGUGGUAUUAUUAUGAAUAAGAACUGAUUUUCUCCAUUUUUUUCCGAGUGUGUUUAGCUCGACUAACAAUAACAACAACAACAACAACAACAGAGAAUGUUUUACUCACCACGAAGCAGACGUACAAUGGUGCAAUUCAACCAAGUUUACAUUUCUAAUAAACAGUGUGCCGUGUUUGUUUGUUAGUUAGUUGGUUAGUUGGUAAGACGCUCAUUGUAAGCAUUUGGGAGACCAGCUGGAAAGGUUGUAGAGUAUCUGGCGUAAUUUAUUGUGACUUUUAUUGUGGAAAAACUGAGGCAGUGACCAUGUGACGUCAUUGCUCGGCUUGUUGAAGUUUUUCAAACGUGGCUGUGAUUUUUUUAAUUUUAUUAUUAUUAUUUGUUUUAAUAGCGACAAAGAGCUGACAGGAUGGAGGAGGCCUUACCGACGCAUUUCGUCUUAUUUUAUGUUCCUUUUUAUAUAGACAACAACAAGUAGGCUUUUCACUACCUCUCAUGUUGGUUAAUUUAUUUCACAUCUAGUUUUGUUUUUUGUUGUUGUUAUUGUUUUGGGUUUUUUUUAGAUCUACUUGAAGCCUAACACUGUAAAAAACUACAAAAUGUGCACAGAGAAAAUGUAUAUGACCACAAGUUUGGAGGGGGCGGGGGGGGGGGGUAUUUUAAAGAGAGCUUAGCCUAGAUAUCAUAUUUAAUUUUGAGGUUUAUUUGUAUGUUUUGUGUUGAGUUGAACUAGACUUUUGCAUCUCUAUAAAUAAUAAUUCAGGAAACCACUGUCUAUAAGGGCUAAUCCCAGUUUUGCCUAUGCAAAUAUGUUACUGUGGUGGAGGGGAUUUUUUUUUGGGUGGAGGGGGGUCGUUGGAAAAAGGGGCGAGGUACCAGCCGCCCUCUUUAAAUGGACUAUGGUUUACAUUGCCCUUUGCUGAUAUUCUUCAAUCUUUACUCAGCAAAAAUGUACGCUUAUUUUUCUUUCUAUAUUAAAUAUGACAUAUAUAUAUAUCUUUAUAAAAUAAGUACUACACAGAGAAUAUAGUAUAAUAUGCCUUCGUGAUGAUAUAUAAGGAAAAAAAACUAAUAAAUGUGUUUGUUGUCUGACAUUAUGUGGCUGGCGUCUUGCUAAGAUGAGUGGGGGAGAAAAAAAUAGCUGUAGCUAUCGAGCGAAAACCUUUGCGCUGUUUACAAACACUUUAUUGGUUCCCAUCCCCAAAUCAUGUGUUCAGUCCAUUUAGAAUUCCACCUUUUGUUAUUUUCAUUUUUUUAAGAGGUUUUGAAGGGCUGCGUGGAAUACAAAUGUGCUAACAAUAGGGGCUAGCUUGUAAAAUCAACUUCCUGUCUUUUUCAGUUUUAUUUCCUCACUGCAAACAACAUAAAUAAAGGGCCUGUUUACAUGACAACCAUGUAGCAAAAUAUGCCGGGUGUUAAAACGGACUUCAGACAACAGCAGCAUGUUUUUAAAUAGUCUUCUCUGUGUAUAUUGGGAUCGAAAAUUUGUGUCAUGGAAGUAAUGUUUCUUUGUAAAUGUACACUGGAAUUUACAUAUACAUACUGUAUAUCAGUAUUUACAGUACAUUGAAACAAAAACGUGUUUUGUUAUGUAAAAAUAGCGUUAUUUACAACAUCCAAAAUUUUCAGUACUCAAAAUUCUUAUGUAGCCAAUGGCGGAGGUGUGGACUCGGGUCAGACUCGACUUGGACUUCGACUUUGACAUCAAUGACUUGGGACUUGACUCGGGCUUUAUUCUGCUGACUUGAAAGUACUAGGGAUUUUCAGUGAGUGAGCUGAGUAAAAUGUGUCCCCAUUCAAAGUAUUGGACUGCCGUGAUCCAGCAAGACAACAUACAGCAUUUUCCCUUUGAAUCUGCCUCGUUGAAUGCAUUUAACAGGUUUUUGAACAAACAAUGACUGUGUGGAUUACAUAAAUCCUGAAUGCUAUGUCAGCACUAUUUUUCUGUGACUAAGUCUUGUCACACUGGUCUGAUUUUAUUUCAAAAAAUAAAAAUUCAACAUGAAAUCAUUGUAUUUGUCAAAUGUAAUAAUUGCCGUGUUGAAAUGACAUUUUGUUAGGGAGACACUAAACAGUGAUUACGAUUUGGAAAGACCUUUCAAGCCUGUCACUUCGGAUUUGACUUGGACUUGCAUGUCUUUGCUAAAGACUUGGGACUUGCAAAACACCGAUUUGCUCCCACCUCUGGCCAACAGUCACUGUGUUGAUGAACGGGCUUCUUUUGUUUUUAUUAUUCCGAUAAGUCAUGUACUUUAGUUUUAGUUUAACGUUCUUCAUUUAGACAGUUUGAGCUAUUAAAACAUGUUGCCUAAAAUAGCAACCAUUUUUUACAAUUUUGUGUAAACAGCCCUUAAUUUGCGACAUUCAAGUCUUGUUUAUUUGCCAACAUGCGCUCCCAAGAGUCACCAUGUUGACGAGAUAGCGUUGUCAACCGUGAACUGUUUUAUGAUUCCAGCCGCUUUUAAAAGUUGCCGUGUAAAAAGACAACAAAAACGACUAUUUUUUUGUAUCAAUCUUGUUUAAACAGCCCCUGAAUUGCUGUCAUUCAAAACUGUUAUGUAGCCAUCAUGCACCCCCUGCAGUCAUGCUCUAGCAUCGUCAGUCGUAAACAGGCUUCUUUUGUUUGUUUCCAAUAAACCAAAACUAAAACGCGUCACUUAACAUUCUUCACUUAGAGAGUUUGAGCCACUUUUAAAAGUUCAAAAACAGCGACCAAGACAACAAUUUUUUUUGAACGAUCUUAUGUAAACAGACCCUAAAUUUUUGACAUUCGAAAUUCUUAUGUAGCCAACAGGAACUCCCAAUAGUCACUGUGUCGAUGCGCUAGCGUUGUCCGUCGUAAACAGUAUGUUUUUACUGUAUUAUUGUGAUAAAUGAAAAAUAAAACAUUUUUCACUUAGCUAGAUUGUGCCACUUUUAAAGGUUCCUGUGUAAAAAGAGCCAUCAAAAUGAUGUUUUAAAGACGAUCUUUAGUCAACAGUCCCUAAAUUUCCGACUUUCAAAAUGAGCUCGCCAUGUCAAUCGUAAAGGAUUUGUUGUCAUUAUUCUGGUAAACAAAAUCAAAAACACGACGUCCGUUAGCGAUCCUCGCUAAUCUAGUGGGGAAGCCACUUUUUAGAGGUUUGUGAUGUUACUCUGUUUAAGUGUUGGUGGUUUCCUGGUGGAGGUUUUAUCGACUAGCGUGAGAUUCAACGUUGGUAUUCUGGUGCCUCUUUGUUUUGUUUGUUUGUUUCACAGAGACCUCAAGAUCCGUCGCUUUUAUUUUCUCGAGAGCUCUCGGUGACGUGAGCCGUGCAAUACCGCCCAUCUGCAGGCAGGGCGGCGACAUUUUCCUCGUCGUUUUGAGAGAAUCCCCGCUCGGUGCGACAAACAGGCUUUAGGCGAUCACUUUUCUCUUUAUUGAUUUCGAUGCCUAAUCGUCUCGGGUUGUCGGUGUAACGCAGGUGGAAAUCGGGGAUUUUAAUAAAAAACAAAACAUGCGAUGGGGAACGGUGUUUUUCUAUUCAGCAUGCUUUUUGCUAAGUAAAUGAAAUAAUUCAGUUAUUUGCUACAAACGAUACUGUAUGAGUAUGUAUUCCAGUACUGCAGUAUGCAGACAAUUUAAAAAAAAAUACUCUAUGGGGGGCUCCUGUUUGUUUUACUACGUGAUUCUUAAGUGUCACAUGAUGAUUAGAACCAGCCUCUUUUUUGUGCGCUCGGUUCGUUUGCAUGACUCUUGAGCUUUUGCGGAACGGCGCCACGUGACAAUGUCAUUUUCCUAAAAGAACUUCAGGGGAGGUACAGUACCUUGAGCAAAAUAAUUCUUUUUUUUUUUUUUUUAAGAAGCUGCUUACGCUAAAAAGUAAAGCAAAUGACUUUUUGUGGUGGUCACACUUUGAAAAUUUGUUUUUUUUGCAUUGGUGAAGUGAAAGAGCAGCCACUUUGCAUUUUUCUCGAGCAGGGGUGUCCAAAUGAUUUCCAGAAUUGACGGAAGGGGGACCACUUUCAUACAUGUUUUACAUUUAAAGAUGCUAAAAAAAUAUGGACACGUGCUUCGUUGUGUUAUAGGUGGCUAAGCAAUUAAGUGUAAUAUCUAACAAUACAGCUGAUAAAUAAUUAGGGGUGUCACAAGAUCUCGCAAGAUUAAAAUGUGAAAAGAUUUCUCAAUCAGAAUGUCUCGUGAGCACUAGGCCUGGGAUGAUGAUAUUUCAUUAAAUAAUCACACAAAAAAUGAAAUUGAACUCGGUAAUUGGGCCGGCCUCAAUAUAUUGCCAUGUGCACGUGUGUCUGUUUUCCUCAUCUACCGCCUCCAAACGGGCAGGAAGAGGGUUCACUCUGUGUACUCUUUCCAGCACCUUGGCGUGUUUGUUCCACAGAACAAUGGCAUGAACAGAGUGAGCCCUCUUGUCAUGUCUCGGUGGGUGGAGGUGGGGCUGGGGGCUUAGUAGAAAUGAAAUGACUAGAUUGCAGUAUAUUUUUUGUAUUUUUUCCACUGUACUUUUCUUAAAAGUAUUAUUAAAAUCGCUUCUCAUUCUCAUAGUCCCAAUCUUGUGUAUCGACUCUUCUCGUGAACCCAUUAAUAAUGAAUGAACUGUAUUUUUACAAUACAGGUGGUCCUCAGUUUAUGGCGUUCGGUGGUUACGUACGUGCCCUCAUAUAUUAAUUUUGGUCUGUAAACACGAGAACUGCUGUAGUUACAGCAUGAUGUGCAGCGUAAGAAUACCCUAUGUGCUUAUGAUAAACAGGCAAAAACAAAACAGGCUUCUGUCAGACGCAACACGCCAAAACAACAUCAGCAAACUCAACUGUCCUGUCUGUAUGCAGCCACACACACAGUCAGGACUCAUGUCACAGUACACAUAAUAUAACUUUGCUGAUUUUCUGAAAGCAACAGUAGUAUUAGGCAGUGUACUGGUCUUAUUGUCGGCAUGGAUUGCUGUAUUUCAAAGCAAAACUCAACUUACAUUACAGUCCAGGAGUGGAACUCAUACGUAACCCGAGGGCCACCUGUAUACCAAAGGACAGACUGAAAGUGGUCCCCAGGCCACACUUUGGACACCCCUGUUCUGGAGGGUUCCUGGGCAGCCUCAAAAGUCACACGGUGGCUUUGAUCAGAAGCGGCUUCCGAAGUGCCAUGAGACGCGGGAGGAAGCCCUCAAGUGUAGCAUUCACGUGUCCCGUCGUCGUCGUGGCGGGCGCGAGGCCUCGUGUCACCGUGUAAACGCGUACCUCAACAAAACUUGUACUUUGUGACGGACUUUUAAUAACAACGAAAUGUGUGGCUUUUUGCAUGACGGUUGGAAAAAAAAAAUGGAUGUAACGUUUGCAUACAUGUCCCAAUUCCGGAUUUUUAUGUUUGAUUUCGUUAUGAUCUGCUUUGUGGAACAUUUCAAAAUUGUGCCAAAAAUGAGCCAUUUUUACAGUUCCGUUGUUGGGAUAUACAACAAGUCAAGUGUUCCUUUCCUUUCACGCAAGUGUUUGUCAUUUCUCGCAAUCAUCUCCACGCAACAAAUCUUGGUAAAACGGCAGUGAUGUCCACAGGAGAUGCUUGAUGCUGACAAAUAAGAGCUACCAUAUCACGAUCUUCACUGUCAUGGUUGAUUUUUGUAUUAUUAUUAUUGUGAAUGAGUGCCGCUGUGUACAGCCGUGGUCUGCCAAAAAAACCCCACAAACUAAAAAAAACCCACAAAUUUGUUGUAACUGCCCUCGAAUAUCUUGUCAUUUGCAUAGUGCUGCUAGAAGAGUGUAACAACUGACAAUAAAUACUUCAUAGA